CAAAAAAUUUUCGGGAAGCGGUAAUAGUUUGUUCUUUCGAUCGAUCAUGAAGACUAUCAAACAGGCACCGUCAUCGAAUUGGAAGAAGCUUUUACCUACGAUUAAAGCUACGUCUUCAUCGACCAAGAAGACCACUGGCAAACGCAAAGCCAGUACGACAACCACUACGACAGUGGUAAAGAAGAGUAAAACAGAUACUACGACGAAACAGGAUGUUGCGAUACCCAAGAAAGAUGAAUUAUGGUUCGGUGAGGACAUUGACGAGGAAACUUUGAACAAAGCGUACGGCAAGAAAACUUCCGCCUCCGAUGCCAAAGAGGAGGAACGAGUACGAAAACAAGCCAUAUUGGAGAAAAUGGACUUGGCCAAAGGCAAAGACGCAAAGCUUGGGAAGUAUGUGGCCAUCGAUUGUGAGAUGGUGGGCGUCGGUCCCGGGGGUGUGGAAUCAGCACUGGCGCGAGUCAGUUUGGUGAAUUUUAAUGGAGCUGUGCUCUUGGAUACCUAUGUCAAGCCGCAGGAGAAAGUGACGGAUUACCGUACAUUUGUCAGUGGCAUCAAACCUGAGCAUCUAGUGGAUGCUAUGAGCUUUCAAGACGCACAAAAGGCAGUAGCGGACAUCAUUAAAGAUCGUAUUUUGAUAGGUCAUGCAGUGUAUAACGAUCUGCAAGCCUUGAUGCUUGAUCAUCCUCGCUUGUUUAUCCGCGAUACAUCACGUUAUAAACCUUUCCGCAAAUUUGUGGGAGGAAGAACCCCGGGUCUGAAAAUGUUGGUGCAACGUAUCCUCAACAUCACUAUUCAAUCGGGAAGCCAUUCUUCGGUGGAAGAUGCUCGGUUUACCAUGUCUUUGUAUAAAAGCGUGAAAGAUGAUUGGGAGAAAGCUCUUGGUGCGCGUCACGGUCUUCACAUGAAAAACUUGACCAUGAAAAAGCAAAAGACAAAGAAGUCGAAAAGCGUCACCAUUCAAGAACCAGUCAGCAGUAGCGAAGAUGAAGAUGAAGACGAAGAAUAG
Molecule: messenger RNA, 1009 nt
Organism: Radiomyces spectabilis
Lineage: Eukaryota; Fungi; Mucoromycota; Mucoromycetes; Mucorales; Radiomycetaceae
Product: ribonuclease H-like domain-containing protein
Exons: 6
Coding region: 47-1009 (320 amino acids)
Biological process (GO): ribosomal large subunit assembly; rRNA processing
Cellular component (GO): nucleus
Molecular function (GO): 3'-5' exonuclease activity; nucleic acid binding
Source: RefSeq, a predicted model, not a curated record